AUGAAAGCUAAUAAACUGACCUCAUUUGACGCCACAGAUGAGACCAAAAACGGCAAAAAAGGCACUUAUGAAAGGGUUGUUGAUCUCAAAAAACAAAAUCCAAACCUAUCAGUAUUACUGGCCGUCGGGGGAUGGAGUUUCGGAACCGAACGAUUCAAAGUGAUGUCUUCUAAUAGAUAUAACAGACAAGUGUUUAUCUUCAGUGCAAUGGAUUAUUUAAGACAAAGGAAUUUUGAUGGUCUGGAUCUCGACUGGGAAUUUCCAAAGGGAUCGGAAGAUAAAAAGAAUUUUGAAUUGAGAGAAGCUUUCGAAGCGGAGGCCAAAGAGAAAAAAAUGCCUCGACUUUUAUUGACGGCCGCCGUCUCUGCCGGUGUGGACACUGUUAAGGGCGGAUACGAUGUGCCCGCAGUCGGAGCUUAUGUAGACUUUCUGAACGUAAUGUCGUAUGAUUUUCACGGAAAAUGGGAACCAAAGACUGGACACAACGCACCCCUCUUUUCACUCUCAUCAGAGACAGAAUGGAGGAAACAAUUGAGCGUGGAAUUUGGUGUCAAAUUAUGGGAAAAAAUGGGAGCGCCUAAAGAGAAGAUAGUGGUCGGUUUGGCCACUUAUGGCCGUAGUUUUACGCUAACGAACCCAUCAGACAAUGGUAUGAACGCCGCGACGUCGGGCGGCGGGAAAGCGGGUGAAUUCAGCCGAGAGGCCGGAUUCCUGGCCUUUUACGAGAUCUGCGAAAUGAUGAAAAACGGCGCAACAUAUAUAUGGGAUGACGAACAGAAAGUGCCAUAUCUUGUUGACGGCGACCAAUGGGUCGGCUUCGACGACGAGAGGUCUAUCAAAGCCAAAGUGAAAUGGCUUUUAGAUAACGAUUACGCCGGCGCUAUGGUCUGGACGGUAGACAUGGAUGACUUUAGCGGUAACUGUGCCGGAAGAAAGUACCCACUCAUUGAGAUUAUGGGCGAAGAACUCAUUGGACGGCCAAAGGGUUCCUCAAACAUAGAGUCUAUCGUACAAAAGGCGACAUCAAAUCCACUGAUCAAAGCAUCGGUUCCCAAACCAGAGACCAAUGUUGUGCACGAAAAGCCAGACCUCACUAAAAGUUCGUCGAUUACAUCAAACGCAUUGCCAACCGAUUUAGACGGCGAGACAAACGCCCGAAUCGUGUGUUACUAUACAAACUGGUCCAACAAACGGCCGGGUAUAGGCAAGUUUGAGCCUGAACAUUUAGACCCUACGCUCUGCACACAUAUAGUGUUUGCGUUCGCGAACCUAAACAGUGAAUUCAAGAUCAGUCCGAGUGAGGAAAGCGAUGAAACCCAUGGCUCCACUCCGGGACUCUAUGAUCGAGUGCUGGCCAUCAAAUCAAAGAAUCCCAAUUUGAAAGUAUUGAUAGCAGUGGGCGGUUGGAUGAUGGGUCCCACGCCCUUCAAACAACUCACUGAAAACACUUACCGACAAACUCUUUUCAUCUUCAAUACCAUCGAGUUUUUGCGUAAAAAAGGUUUCGAUGGACUCGACAUCUGUUGGGAAUUCCCGCGCGGGACAGAAGACCGCGAUAGAUAUGUCUCACUAAUUAAGGUAACACAUAUUUAUUAUUCAUUUAAUUCUGUUUAA
Medioppia subpectinata is the source of this 1614-nucleotide messenger RNA. The record is from the annotation of a GenBank genome assembly. NCBI's taxonomy places the organism in Eukaryota, Metazoa, Arthropoda, Arachnida, Sarcoptiformes, Oppiidae.